This is a messenger RNA of Ictidomys tridecemlineatus (thirteen-lined ground squirrel), 5959 nucleotides long. The record is from RefSeq and is a predicted model, not a curated record. NCBI's taxonomy places the organism in Eukaryota, Metazoa, Chordata, Mammalia, Rodentia, Sciuridae.
GAACCCCGGCUCCUCGCCUCCUCUCCGCCUCUCCCAGCCCUCAGCAUCACCCGCUUCCCACAUUCCCCGUGGUGACCCACCUCCCCUGUCCCAUUAGCUGUCAGGCGCCAUAAACCUCCUGCCCUCAUCGCAGCCGAUCGCCCACUUUUCCUGGCAACACUAACCUUCCCCGUCCCAUCCCCCUGACUUCCUGGUGGUCACCAUCUGCGUUAACUCACCCUGUGCCUGCCCCUCUUUCCCACUCUCCAGGCCGGUGGGUGCUGAGAACGCUGGCCCAGAGAGGGCGGGAGGGAAGAGCCCCACGGGGAGAGCUGGCCCCAGCGCAGCAGUCUGGCUCCGGAGUGGAGUGGAGAGGGUUCCAUGCAUCACACUCCUGGCCCAGCGCUGGGCUGCUCCUUUCUGGGUGUUCAGGGUGGCCUGGUCCUGAGGUGACCAGAAGCUCUUGAACACUGGGCAGCCCCUUGAACUGGCCAUUUAAACUGGGGUAGCUGGGUCAGGCAGGGUCUGCAGGCGUUCAUCCUGUCAGAAGUUACAUUUGAUUGGGCUUGAAUUUGGACCCUAUUCCCCAGAGCCAACUGACAUUUAAGGUCUGAGUUUGCAUGUUAUUAAAGUGUGGAGCCCUGAGAUGUUUCCAUCCGUGGUGGGGACAGAAAUGAAACAUGCAAAUGAACAGAUGUGGGUAGAAGGCUGGAAGUUACAGUUGUCCCUGAGAGAAGGAGCUGUGUGCUCCUGUGGCAGUGGGGGCUGUCGCUGGGGGGUUGAAUGUUUGGAGCAAUUCAUAAGAAACGACCACGUUUCAGGGUUUCUUUUAGUGUCAUGGAUAGGCUGUGGGCUUGUACAUCCACCUCUGGUCGCUGAACUAUUUUGGCUAAAAGUGAUUGGCAGGUACAGAGAGUCCAAACUUCAGCUCUCAGGUUCAUGGCCUCCUGAGGAGGGUCCGAAGCUGGGAUUCACAGCGUCAGGUCUUCACAGCUGUUGGUUCGCUGCUGCUUGGAGAGGGCGCAUGGCUGACAGAUGAAGCUUCCCGCAGGAGGGGGGCGGGGAGCAGCUGGGUGGCCAGUGGCGAGGUCCCUCAUCAUCUGCCCAGUUCUCUGUGUCUGCAUUUUGUGGACUUGAACUUGAGUGAUUCGCAGGGCUGCUGGGAACUAACACUUAACAGGUGUGUUAAAUCAUCGCCAUCUCACUCUUAGAGCAUCCAGGAAGAAACUGCUCCUGAGAGGCAGAGUUUGAGAAUUCCAAUUAGGGUAUCAGCACAGUGGUGGGGGGAAUCCUUUCCCCAGAAGCACUAGUUCUCUCCCUCGUGACAGCUUCACACUGAAUUUCAGGAAUCCCGGGGUUCUGCCUGGGAUGGCUGCAAACAAGACACCUUUCUUUAAUCUGGAUUGAGAGGAAGGAGCUGCUGGUCUAGGAGAAGACAAGAGGGAUGAGUCUCCAUAUCCAGUGGGAUCCAGCCCUUCCCUGUUCUGCAUCCGAGGAGCAAUUGGGACCGUGUUGGGGGGAGGGUAGCCUCUAACCUCCCCAACACUGGUAUUUUUCCUAGAAACAUAAAAAAAUUCCCAUGAAUAUUCAGAGUGUGUUUUUGACUUACUAAACAUUGUAGUCAAGUGAUUCUUUAUUCAACCAAAACUGGGAAGAAGCCAGUAGGCAGUUAAUGAGCACCUAAGGUUUCCCUUAGCAAGCCUGGGGACAGAAAAAUCACUUGAGAUUUGGGUCUGAGGAGCGCUGGGGGUUCACACUGAGCUGUUGGGAUCCAGUGGAGUCCUCCUUUCAUGACCCUCCUCUGGUUGGCUGGCCAGCCCUAGGGGGUGCCGCCCCUCCUGGCAGUCACCAGCACUUAUUGGGUGUUCCCAGCGACGCAGUCAUAGUACUUUGUGUGCACCUUCAGCCGGAGAGAGGAAUGUGAGCCCCAUUUGUUGGUUACAGAAGCUGAGACUUGGCGAGGGCCGUGACCUGCCUGGGGUUGGCAUUGACACUUGAUCCUGCCCGUCUCCAGUUUGGGCUCAGAACUUCUCUGCUGAGCAGCAAACGUUUUCGAGGCCAAGGGUGUCCCCAGGGAACGGGGAGGGUCCCAUCUCCCCGUUUGUUCAGCUGUCUUCCUAUAUUCCCAGGAGAGAAGGGGAAAACACAAAGUGACAUCCCCAGGAGUGGGGAGGUAGAGGCUUGUUGAGGAACAGAGCGCUGCUGUUCCCAGCUGCUCAGAGAAAGCGAGGCAGAGAAAGGGACUCGCAGACACGCAGCCCAGGUCUGAGAGGGUCGUGCCGCUGCGCACCGGGGCCAUGAUCCUCCCUUGGGUUUCUGGAUAACCGUGGUGUUGGCCACCGGCCCAACCAUAGGCAGGAUGACUGGCAAACCACAGCUUCCUGUUUGGGAAAGUGCAGGAAACUGAGUCACAGGCCUGGAAGGACUCCUACUUCCACUUCACCCCAUUGCUCACUGACCACGUGGGUGAGCUAGUGCCUUGUCUCCAAGCUGGAAAGCAGAAGAGCCCUUUGUCGGCCACAGGUGUGACCCCAGGGCACCCACUUCCUUUCCCAAGUCGGUAUUAGCCGAACCCUGGACUGAGGGCAGCCAGAUUCAGUAAGAAUGGUGAUGUGCUUGGGAAGAGAAAGGAUAACCCCUCAGACAGACCCUUUGUCAUUGAUGAGGUACUUCUGAAACCAGCUUCCUUUUCCCUUAAAGGCAGUAAUUAAAGGGGAAUAACAGACAGUAAGAUGGACACACGUAGGCUUAGAAGGCACAUGGAGUUUGUAUCCAGGCUCUGGCUGUGUGACUUGGAUGAGCUGUUUGACCUCUCUGUGCCUCAGUUUUCUCAUCUCUAAAAUGGGGACAGUAGCACCUCCUAGGGUGUGGCAGAGUUACCAAGCCAUCCCUGAUGGAUGUAGAGGAGCAACGGCUGGUCUUUUGGGAAAUGGGGGUGCAGGUAAAAUGAGGGUAGGAUAUACAAGACUGCCAAGUGUCCCCUACCAUCAGGGGCCUUACAAAAUGACCUAGAGCUUUACACUUGAAGAGUCUUUAAUGUUUAACAUUUAUGCUGUAUUCUCUUUCUUUCAUUCCAGGUUUGGAUUUUGGAAAAAAAGUCUUCUGGCAGAGACCUGGAGCUUGCUAGUGUGAUGUAGACCAUCUCCUGCCACCCUGUCGCAGUGACUUUCGCUGGGAGUGGAGUGGCAGGUCCAGCUGGCCAGCCUCAGCAUUCAUCGAUGUCACCGGUGGCAGGCUGCGAGGAACAGUGGCGGCCAUGCCCUCCUCGGCCCCAGCGGCUCCUUCUCCCCCACGCUAAUCUGCAUGGUGUGGGUGCCCCUGGGACCCCAGAGGACUGAACGUCUGAUCUGGCUUCACACCCCCAGUAACAAGUCCCCCAAGAUGUCGCUCGAGUGGCUGGUAGCCUGGGGUUGGUCACUGGACGGCCUCAGGGACUGCGUGGCCACCGGCAUCCAGUCCGUGCGGGACUGCGACAGCACGGCCGUGGUCACCGUGGCCUGCCUGCUGGUCCUGUUCGUGUGGUACUGUUACCACGUGGGCAGGGAGCAGCCGCGGCCCUACGUGUCGGUGAACGCGCUCAUGCAGGGCGCCGAGGCGCACGGGCUGCAGAAUGGCUUCGCCUACUGCCAGGCGCCCGAGUGCGUGCGCUGCACCCACGAGGGCCUCAACCAGAAGCUCUACCACAACCUGCAGGAGUACGCCAAGCGCUACUCUUGGUCCGGCAUGGGCCGCAUCCACAAGGGCAUCCGCGAGCAGGGCCGCUACCUCAGCAGCCGGCCCUCCAUCCAGAAGCCCGAGGUCUUCUUCCUGCCCGACCUGCCCACCUCGCCCUACUUCUCCCGGGACGCGCAGAAGCACGACGUGGAGCUGCUCGAGCGGAACUUCCAGACCGUCCUGUGCGAGUUCGAGGCCCUCUACAAGGCCUUCUCGAACUGCAGCCUCCCGCAGGGCUGGAAGCUCAACAGCACCCCCAGCGGGGAGUGGCUCACCUUUUACUUGGUCAAUCAGGGGGUUUGCGUCCCCAGGAACUGCAGGAAGUGCCCACGGACGUACCGCUUGCUCGGAAGCCUUCGGACCUGUAUUGGGAACAAUGUUUUUGGAAAUGCGUGCAUCUCCGUGCUGAGCCCCGGGACUGUGAUCACGGAGCACUACGGGCCCACGAACAUCCGCAUCCGGUGCCACUUAGGGCUCAAGACUCCGAGCGGCUGUGAGCUGGUGGUGGGGGGCGAGCCCCAGUGCUGGGCCGAGGGCCGCUGCCUGCUCUUCGAUGACUCCUUCCUGCACACCGCGUUCCAUGAAGGGUCGGCAGAGGAUGGCCCCCGGGUGGUCUUCAUGGUGGACUUGUGGCAUCCGAACGUGGCAGCGGCCGAGCGGCAGGCCCUUGACUUCAUCUUCGCUCCUGGGCGAUGAGGACACCUCCCUGCUGGAGCGGCCAGGGGGGCCGGAGCACACCUGGGCGGACCCGGGACAGUGCGCCUGCUGCGGCCACAGGGCACGCUCAGCACCUGUCUCCCGGGAAGCGCCCUGGGAUCUCGGAGGGCGUGGUCCCUCUGCCACGUGGUCACUGUAAAUGGAGCCUGCAGCUUGUGUUUCCUUAGGUUUCUUUUCUCCUCCUUCCUUCCAAUUGUCGCUUCUGAGAUUCCUUUCUGGCCAGCUAGUGCGUCCCCUGGGCCCGUGACCAGGGACACGGUGCCUCUGUGAGUCCGUCUGUCGCGUCGCCCCUUGGUUUCUACGUGUUUUCAAACAGAGUAACCAAACGGCCACCGUCCGGCUGUCGGACACGAAGCUGCUCGUGGUCAUCUCCAGGCAAAGCAGACCUGCCAGCCAGCCACGCGGCCACUUUGCUGGCACAUGGAGGACCCUUCGGCCGCCCAGGGCAGGGGACAGUCUGAGGUCUCUGCACCUGGCUGGCUCUGGUGGCAGGGAGCGGGGCUGCAGGCCUCCCCAGGGGUGGCGUCCAGGGUCGGGGAACUGUGGCCACUGUCCUCUUGCCCAAAGCCGUCAGUUCCCUGCAGGGACCGGCCCUCUGCUGGUGGCUUCCUCCAGAGCCGAGGCCGGGGUCCUCCAGAGCUGGGCCGGGCUCCUGGGCCAGCCUCGGCCACUCACCUCACUGCCCACAGACGCCCACUGCCAGGCCAGGCCGGGCACAGCCCCUCAGCGUCUGGAGUCUGGGGUGGUCCAGGGCAGGGCCAGGCUGCCAGGGGGGAGGCUCGCCACCCGACUCCCACCAGGGCUGUCCCCGAGGGUGGCAGUGCCAGCUCUGACCAAAGCGUCCCUUUUGACCUGGAGUCUGUACCCAUGAUUCUCUCCCUGUUUGUUCGCAAAGGUUCCAGCGCAUCUCAGAGGCUGCGGGGGCCGCCGUGCGCCUUGCUGUCCCACGAGGCUGCGCACCCAGCGAAGGUGACCAGGGCCAGCGUGGGUGAGGGCGCAGGGAGGCCUGCAGAUCCCAAGACCCAGAGCACUGCACCAGCUGGGUGGCCUCCUGUGAAGACAUGUCCGCCCAUAGGAGAGGCCCCGGGGGCCUGGGUCUCGAAACAGCUUCCUUUAGCUGAGAGAUGAGGGGAGCCACACGAGAGGGACCUUGUGGGGACAGUGUCCCCGGGGCAGUGGAGGUCCACGCAACACAGCAGUGGAGUGGGGCACACGGCUCUGGCGCGGGGCCCAUUGGUGUCCUAAUGGGAACUGAGGCCCCUGGGAGGAGCCGGUGCGAGAAGCCAGGAUCUGAAGCGCCGGGUGUCACUGGCUAUGUGUGAAAAGGACACGUUUGUGGCGGGCGAGGGGAACACAGGAGGCAGGGUUGUCACCCGGAGUCCCCGUGCCCGUCACGUGUCUCGUCAGAGAACCGCCGAGGUGCAUGACCCCACACGAGCCGACCUUCCUGCUCCAGUUUACAAACCAACAGCCACACAGGCACCUGGCUGCCCGGACCCCUGUCAUGGUCGGGGACAGAGAUAAAUAAAGGAUCUUGCUGAAAACCAGA